This is a messenger RNA of Sturnus vulgaris (Common starling), 2829 nucleotides long. The record is from RefSeq and is a predicted model, not a curated record. Lineage: Eukaryota; Metazoa; Chordata; Aves; Passeriformes; Sturnidae.
AUGGAAGUGGAAAAGAGCAGAAGGAGCUGCUUCACCCAGACCUCCUGUUUGGGUGAAGAUUUAGGUGAAGACUCGCAGCUGGAGUAUCUCAGUGCUCACGAGGAGUAUGAGGAGGAUAAGAACAACUCCUGUGAGUUUUCUGAGCAGGGGGAGGAUGCAGAGGUGAAGGGUGUGCCACUGAUGGGUGACAAGGUGCCACCCCAGAUCACAGCAGGGGAGGAAGAGCCUGGAAAGAACGAAAGACCCACCCAGAGCGUCGCAGUGAAGCCAGACAUUCCUUUCCUGCCCCCCAGAGAAAAUGCCCAGCUCUGCAGACACGCAGAGCCCUCCUAUUUCAGCAGCUGUGAAAAACCUGCGGUGUGCACACGUGGUGCCAGCGGUGCUGACAGCGCUGCAGAGGGUGCUGAAACCCAAUUUCCAGCCCCUGAAAUCCUCCCUAACAAGAAUCCCGUUGCUGCCAUGGAAGCUGCAGAUAAAUCCUCUAGUGGGAGCCCCGGUGCUGGGAGGUCGGAGCGCGGUGAAGCCCCGAGGAACAUUGCCGGUGUCUCUGCAGCUGUGCAGGCUGUGGGUGAUUCCAGAGCUGGCUUCCCGACGAGAAGCAGCAGUGUCCCGGUGUGUCUGUGCUCCAGGGCAGUGAACACGGAGGUAACCAUGAUGAGCAAGACUCGACCCGUGGCGUGGCUGGCUCAAACCUCCGUGGAUACUGCUUCCAACACAGAAUGGUCCUUCAGAGCUCAGGGCUCACACGUGCAGCAGGAAUCAUAUGAUCAUCUGUGUAUCUGUGACUGGAAGGCAAGCACCAACAGGCCAGAACAUCCCAACAAGCAGACUGGGAAGAACUCUGCGUCAGGCUGCUGUCAGAAUGUCCUGCAGAGAGCAGCUGAAGCAGAGCUGCAGCUCCUGGCCAUCCACUAUGAGAUGUGCUACCAGCACUGCUUGAAGGUUUAUGAGCUGGCUUUGGAGGAAAACACCUGUUUUGGGAGAUGUGAGGCGAAGACUGAGUUAUAUUCAUCUCUCUUGUUGGUUUUGGAUGAGCUGGACAAUAACUACAGAAAAAUGAGAAUGGAGAUAAACAUGGGCAUACCUUUAAAUGAACUUCCACCACUGUCAGUUGAGCUGAAGUUUCCCCCAGUCUCUUCCUUUUACAUCCCCUCCAAGUUUUUCAGAAAGAGCCUUUACUCUGAUGAUCUUUCAGGUGAAGGGAAAGCUGACUUGGAAGAAACAAAAGGGCAAGAAAAGGGGAUUUCUGCCAAUGUGGAGAAGUCACAGGCUGAUGGUCAUCACCCAGGUGAUAUUGCUUCCCCUGAGACAUGGCAAGAACAACCUAAAGAUCAGGCUCUGGAACAUGGCUGUGUAAAAAAUGAGGAAGGGAGUGAGUAUUGGUUUGAUGCUAAGGAAGACUUGUCAGUGGCAGAUUUUUCAGUACUGUGCAGAGAAACGAGAAAGCAACAAGGAAAGGAAGACUCCACUGGCUCAGGAGAAAUGAAGACAGUGGGGAGUAGGAAUCAACAUUCUUCUGUUCAUGGUGAUGGCCCAAAACCCUCAGUGCCUGAGGAUCCUGGGGAGAAUUCCCUGCUGAAAACAUCCACUUGUUCCUCUGUUAACCCAUCUGGUAUCUUUGUUUCUCCUUACGCACUGAACUUGAGCAGCUUUACCAAGUUAGUAAAGAGACUUCAAGAAAGGCAUCCAGAGUUUAGCAAAGAUGAAAUUGUGGAGGCUGUGCAGGAGGUGAGGAAAAUCAACAAAGGUGUCCUGAGUGGCAUGGCCAUCAGUUCUAUUGAGGAAAAGACGUCUGCCAUCCUGAGGAGAUCGAUGUGCUGUUCUCAGCAGGAGAAGCACUGAAAAUGGUGAAUAUUCCAGCCCACAGGGGAAUAAACCCACGUGAAUUUGUGUAGCUCUACAGCCUGACUAGAUUAACUUAGCCUAAAGCCCUGCAGAGGAGGUCCGUGAGCAGUGGUUUGUAAGGACUGGGAGCUGUAAAACAGGUCGCACUGUAUAAAACUCGAUGUGCCGGUGGUUUAAUUAGUGACCUGCUUGGCUGAUGAGCUUUGUGGAGGGCACUGCCACACGUUUGGUACAAAGCUGACACCUAACGGCCAGGCCUUGUGUAGCCUCACACAGAAAUCCCAGCGCUGGCUCCCUUCUGGGCCACUACACGGAUGGUUUCUGUCUGGGGGCUGGAAACCUGACAGAACCAGAUUGUGUCUCGUGGUUUUCUCACACCGAUCCCUUUGCACAAUCGUAUGGCACUGCAGGAAGCUGCAGCAAGCUGAACCUGCUAAAACCACAGCCCAGAAUUCCAGAGAUGUGUCUGUCUGUGCUUGUUUUGGUCUCCUGCUCAGCUUGGUGCUCUGCUUGCUUCAGGUACCUCCCAGCAGUGCCACUACCAGGUUUCCUGCAAAAAGGAAAAAUCUUCAUAAUUAUCCCCUGUCUGACUUUCACAGGACUGCUGAUAGGGACAGAAGCUCAUCCCCAAAAAAUUAAAAUCUUAUGUUUGGAAGCAUUUUCAGUCACUAAGGUUUUAACAGCCUUGAAAUGUGUUGUGCCUUCUUGUGGAGUAAUUAUUUGGUUUUCCAGUGGUGCAUGGGCUCUGCAGUCCUAAUAGUUCCUAUUGCAGUAUUUUUAUCCUGUUGUUUUGUGUGGGAGAUGAUGACUUAUACUAACUUUUAUUUUCAUCAUGAGGGAGGUGUGAAAUGGCCACGUCAUUAGUAAAUGAUGGGGAGAAAAAGAAUCCCCAUUUUCCAAGUAUGUAAUCCAUGUAAGAGAGGGUGAUUGUGCUCAGAGCUCACCUAUACUUAGUCUCUUUGUUGUACUCUGUUCUAGAUCCUG